AGAAAACUCACAUACAGGAAAAGAAAAUCACUUCACAGGUAAAAGAAAAACGUUUACAUGAUCAUCAUCGCUAGAAGAACCUUCAAUUUUUCUUUGCUGCUUUGAUCCUGUCUUUUAUUUAUGUCCUUCUUGAAUUAUAAACAAGAAAGAAAGAGACUUUCCCACGUGAAAUGGCAGGUGAAGGAAAGGCGAGGAGUGAAGACUUGAACUUGUGUUUCGAGAAGCUGAUGCUGCUUGCUUUUGGUGGUGGAAAGAGUGGGAGUAGUGAAGGAGGUGUGAAAAUGGAAGGUGCGGUGAUCACCGAGUGGAAAGAUAUUCCCGUGGAGCUGUUGUUAAGGAUUGUUUCUCUUGUUGAUGAUAGGACUGUGAUUAUGGCUUCCGGGGUUUGUUGUGGAUGGAGGGAUGCUAUUUGCAUGGGACUCACCCAUCUCUGUCUCUCUUGGUGUAAAAAGAACAUGAACAACUUGGUUCUCUCUCUUGCUCCUAAAUUUACAAAACUCCAAACUCUUGUGCUGCGCCAGGAUAAACCACAACUUGAGGAUCAUGCUGUUGAGACUAUUGCUAGGUACUGCCAUGAUCUGCAGGACCUGGAUCUCAGCAAAAGCUUUAAGCUCAGUGAUCUCUCUCUGUAUGCAUUAGCUCACGGUUGUCCAAAUCUUACAAAACUCAACAUCAGUGGGUGUACGGCAUUUAGUGAUGCUGGUCUUGAGUAUCUUACCAAGUUUUGCCAAAAAUUAAAGAUCUUGAAUCUCUGUGGAUGCGUCAAAGGUGCAACUGACCGUGCCUUGCAGGGUAUUGGACGCAACUGCAGUCAGUUGCAGUCUUUGAAUCUGGGAUGGUGCGAGGGCGUGGGUGAUGUUGGAGUAAUGAGUUUAGCUUAUGGAUGUCCUGAUCUCAGAACCCUCGACUUGUGUGGGUGUGUCUGUAUAACAGAUGAUAGCGUGAUUGCUUUGGCAAACAGGUGUCCCCAUCUGAGAUCCCUCUGUCUGUACUACUGCCGAAACAUCACGGAUAGAGCAAUGUAUUCCCUUGUCCGCAAUCGAGUGAAGAACAAGCUUUCAAUGUGGGAAUCAAUGAAAGGCAGGUGUGAUGAGGAAGGAUUGAGGAGUCUAAAUAUCAGUCAGUGCACGGCACUCACACCUCCUGCUGUUCAGGCUCUAUGUGACUCGUUUCCUGCACUUCACACCUGCUCAGGGAGGCAUUCCCUCGUCAUGAGUGGCUGUUUGAACUUGACAUCUGUGCACUGUGUCUGUGCUGUCCAGGCACACCGCCCUGCAAGUUCUUUUCCUCAUCCAGCACAUUGAGCCGUACAUGCAGCUCGGAAUUUCGAAGGAGCUCUGCAUGUGAGCCUGUUGGAGGUAGAACUAUGUCCCCGUAAAUACGUUGAUGUGUUUAGAGCUUGACCAUUUCAAUGCAAAUGGCAGCCCCCUUGUUGCAAAAUAUGGUCUGUAAAACUAUGGACUUUUAUCAGGCCCUAGGUUUCUGAAGUGAGCAAAGCAUUUUGGCUUUUGAAGCCAAGUUUAUUGUUCAAA
Populus nigra (black poplar) is the source of this 1532-nucleotide messenger RNA. Its product is annotated as F-box protein SKP2B. The record is from RefSeq and is a predicted model, not a curated record. Gene Ontology annotation, biological process: SCF-dependent proteasomal ubiquitin-dependent protein catabolic process. Lineage: Eukaryota; Viridiplantae; Streptophyta; Magnoliopsida; Malpighiales; Salicaceae. Gene Ontology annotation, molecular function: protein binding. The coding region runs from base 171 to 1304 and encodes 377 amino acids. Gene Ontology annotation, cellular component: SCF ubiquitin ligase complex. The transcript is spliced from 5 exons.